AUUUCCCUUUGCUAAAAAUCCAAUUUUUUGGUCUCAUUUGAUGAAUUCUUCAUCCAAUUCAGUAUUAUUGUUGCAAAUCCUAAACUGGGUCAGACUUAGUUUUCACAAAGAAUCUGUUAUUGCUGAAUGGUUAUGUUGUUACAUACUAGUGUGGGACGAGUAUCUCCAUUUUCAAACCCACCGAAGUCUUUUGUCUUCCGUAGUUAUUACAGUUACAGAUGCAUAGUUUGUUCAUCUGAAACAGGGGUGUCCACAAGAAGACAAGCGCUUGAACUAGUUGAUUCUAAGUUGUCUAGUGGAGACGAAAGAGCUGCUCUGUCCCUUGUCAAGGAUCUCCAAGGAAAACCAGAUGGGCUUCGAUGUUUUGGUGCUGCGAGGCAGGUGCCGCAGAGACUCUACACAUUAGAAGAACUGAAACUGAAUGGUAUUAACGCAGCUUCACUUCUCUCGCCAACAGAUACAACGCUUGGCUCCAUCGAAAGAAACCUUCAGAUCGCUGGUGUCUCAGGGGGAAUAGUUGCUUGGCAAGCCUUUGACUUGAGUUCUCAACAGCUUUUUUAUCUAACUCUUGGGUUUAUGUUCCUGUGGACUUUGGACUUGGUCUCAUAUAGUGGUGGAAUCGGGAGUUUGGUUCUUGAUACAGUCGGUCAUACAUUCAGUCAACGAUACCACAACAGAAUUGUUCAGCACGAAGCAGGUCAUUUCUUGGUGGCCUACUUGGUCGGGAUUCUACCACGCGGAUACACACUCUCAAGCCUCGAAGCUUUGCAGAAAGAAGGAUCUCUCAACAUUCAAGCUGGCUCAGCCUUUGUGGACUAUGAGUUCCUCGAAGAAGUUAAUUCUGGAAAAGUCUCGGCUACCAUGCUGAACAGAUUCUCAUGCAUUGCUCUUGCUGGUGUAGCAACUGAAUAUCUCCUGUAUGGUUAUGCUGAAGGUGGCCUUGACGAUAUCAGCAAGUUAGAUGGUUUGGUGAAGAGUUUGGGGUUUACACAAAAGAAAGCAGACUCUCAGGUGAGGUGGUCAGUACUUAAUACCAUACUGCUACUACGGCGACAUGAGAUAGCUCGAAACAAGCUCGCUCAGGCUAUGUCCAAGGGUGAAUCUGUUGGAUCUUGUAUCCAAAUUAUUGAAGAUUCUAUUGAUCCAUCUGAUAUCUAGAAAUCCAGUGUCUUCUCUUGUAUUUUUGGAUUAGAUUCAUAUAUCAAUGUAAAGAAGCAUUUUUAUACAUUAAUAAAAGGUAACAUCAUAUAA
Capsella rubella is the source of this 1251-nucleotide messenger RNA. RefSeq lists its product as uncharacterized. NCBI's taxonomy places the organism in Eukaryota, Viridiplantae, Streptophyta, Magnoliopsida, Brassicales, Brassicaceae. Gene Ontology annotation, biological process: proteolysis. The coding region runs from base 127 to 1158 and encodes 343 amino acids. The transcript is spliced from 7 exons. The record is from RefSeq and is a predicted model, not a curated record. Gene Ontology annotation, molecular function: ATP-dependent peptidase activity; metalloendopeptidase activity; ATP binding.